CACCUGCCACAGUCAUGCGUACACCCAGUCUGUCCCUUACUGAACAACCACUACAUAAACUCUAGUGUUGGAGGAGUCUGUAGUGAGAGUUACACUCGACGUGUUCAUCAACAAAGUGAACAAGGCACACUGUUGAGUGUAGCAACACUGACACCAGUGCCAGUUCAACAGGAAGGAGGGUACCCCAGCCUUACAAGACUACCCUUCUGUGGUCGAUUUCAGGGGUCAAUCUCCCCCGCUCCCCAGGUCAUCCUAGCAUGAAGAGACAACUAGGAGUUAGUAUCCUGGGAUACAGCAAGUGCGCAUCUGCAUUUCGUCAUGUUGGCUUCAUGGGAAUCUCCGUUUUCGUCGGGUUUGGAUUGUAUGGCAUUUAUGAAUUCUUCUUUGGAUCCCCUCCCAUUCACAGAGUUGAAUUUUUCCAGGCAAAUUCAACAGUUCCAUUUCCUUUUCAAGACCAUGGAGAAAGGAUAGUGUCUCAGUACAUGCAGAUUGGGGAGAUAUUGCCAAACUGUGGUCUGGAUUAUGUGUGUCCACAAGAUCACUUCCCUGUUCACAUAUACAGUGGCAAAAGCAAAGAUGACAUGCCAAAGAUAUGUGUAUCAGGGAAAUAUGUUAUCCAGAAAGACAUCAAUGAUGGUGGACGAGGCAUGAACAUGGUGGUCGUUGAUUCCCAUCGCAUGAAACCCGUAAAUGCACGCCACUUUGACACAUAUGCAAUGGACUCGAGUGAGAUGGAGUUGUUCCUCAUGCGUGAGGUGCGAGAAGGAGAUAUUCUCAUUGCUAUGACCUUUGAUGAAGCAUCAAGAAACUUAGGGGUCAUGGCUAAGAAUUUACUUGCUGAUUUAGGUAGCAGUCAAAUUCAGAACCUCCAGUUCCGAGGUCAGUGGUUCAUGAUCUCGCAGCGAGGGAUGAAGGGAUUUUCACCUUAUGAAACUUUAAAGGCUUCUAAAGGUGGAUUGUGGUCACCAAUUGAUGAACACAUGUGUGUUCCUCGCCAUUUGAGUGGACGUGUCAUCAUGCCAGACCCAAAAGUAAUGCAGAAUGAUGCACGAUCAAAGUUCUGUGAACAGCAUUCCCACAUCUCUGAUUUCUGUUCGGUUGAUCAGCGGAAUGUGCCCCUCAAACCUGCCAUUUUGACAAACCGACAAUUAGUUGGCAGUGCAAUGUUUAUGACCCCCAUUAUGGUGAUUGCUGGGGAAUCUCUGUCUACGUUGACACUCACCUUAGAAACAAUUCUGAGUCAGCCUGGGAUUCAGCCACGGUAUGUGGUAGUCGUAUACAAUCCUGAAGUCAUCAAAGAUGUCACGCAGCUGUGUCAACUCUUCGGCUUUAAUGCAAAAGCCACCACUGAGAAGGAAUACUAUAGGAUAAUGGCAGUGGCAUUUGAAACUGCCUAUGGACUCUUUCCUGGGUCAUCUUAUGUGACAGUAAUAGAGGAAGGUUUGCUUUUGGCCCCAGAUUUUAUGGCAUAUUCUGCAAGUAUCUUGCCUGUUCUGCAUGAUCCUACCGUCAUUGCAAUCUCUGCUUGGAAUGCAAAUGGUGAGCUUGAUACGUAAUUAGUUAUAGAGUGU
Messenger RNA from Cherax quadricarinatus, 1571 nucleotides. RefSeq names its product protein O-linked-mannose beta-1,2-N-acetylglucosaminyltransferase 1. The record is from RefSeq and is a predicted model, not a curated record. Gene Ontology annotation, cellular component: Golgi membrane. Gene Ontology annotation, molecular function: beta-1,3-galactosyl-O-glycosyl-glycoprotein beta-1,3-N-acetylglucosaminyltransferase activity. Gene Ontology annotation, biological process: protein O-linked glycosylation via N-acetylgalactosamine. NCBI's taxonomy places the organism in Eukaryota, Metazoa, Arthropoda, Malacostraca, Decapoda, Parastacidae.